Molecule: messenger RNA, 4207 nt
Organism: Ictalurus furcatus (blue catfish)
Lineage: Eukaryota; Metazoa; Chordata; Actinopteri; Siluriformes; Ictaluridae
Gene: ssbp3a
Product: single stranded DNA binding protein 3a
Exons: 19
Coding region: 49-1368 (439 amino acids)
Biological process (GO): positive regulation of transcription by RNA polymerase II
Cellular component (GO): nucleus
Molecular function (GO): protein binding; single-stranded DNA binding
Source: RefSeq, a predicted model, not a curated record
CGCGCUCUGACUCGCAGCCGUUGCCUAGGAGCGCCGGAGAGCGCAGUCAUGUUCCCCAAAGGGAAAAGCGCGGCGGUGCCGUCGGACGGUCAAGCUCGGGAAAAGUUGGCGUUAUAUGUCUACGAGUACCUGUUACACGUCGGAGCUCAGAAAUCAGCACAGACCUUCUUAUCAGAGAUCAGAUGGGAAAAGAACAUAACGCUGGGAGAACCUCCAGGCUUUCUGCACUCGUGGUGGUGUGUGUUCUGGGACCUGUAUUGUGCUGCGCCAGAAAGAAGGGACAACUGCGAACACUCCAGUGAAGCCAAGGCUUUCCAUGACUACAGUGCAGCAGCAGCUCCGAGCCCUGUUCUGGGCAACCUGCCACCCGGAGAUGGCAUGCCAGGUGGACCAAUGCCCCCCGGAUUCUUCCAGGGUCCGGCAGGCUCACAGGCUUCUCCUCACUCACAGCCUCCACCUAACGCUAACAUAAUGGGAGCUCACGGACAGCCGUUUAUGUCCCCGCGUUACACAGGAGGACCUCGGCCCCCCAUCAGGAUGAGUAACCAGCCUCAGGGAGGACAGCCUUUACCUCCGAACGUAAUAGACCCCACACGGCCUCCAGGCCAUCCGAAUCUGGGACCCAUGCAGAGGAUGAGCAUGCCCCGAGGGAUGGCACCGAUGGGACCCGGACCACAGUCUGAUCCAUGGUUAUCACUGCAGAACUACGGGAGUGGGAUGAGACCUCCGAACUCCAUGGGCCCCAACAUGCCAGGAGUUAACAUGGGUCCAGGAACCGGUAGGCCGUGGCCUAAUCCUAAUAACACCAACACGAUCCCGUAUUCUUCUUCAUCUCCGGGCACAUACGUGGGUCCACCUGGAGGCGCAGGAGGAGGCUGUCCUCCAGGAACUCCCAUCAUGCCAAGUCCAGCAGAUUCGACUAAUUCUGGUGAGAAUCUGUACACAAUGAUAAACUCAGUGCCACCAGGAGGGAACAGGUCCAGCUUCCCGUUAGGUCCAGACGGCCCCAUGGGAGGGAUGGAGCCUCACCACAUGAACGGCUCGUUAGGCUCGGGGGACAUAGACGGGCUUCCUAAGAAUUCUCCGAAUAACCUGAGCAGUCUGAGUAACCCGCCCGGCACGCCGAGGGACGACGGCGAUUUAGGAGGGAACUUCCUGCACACUUUCCAAAACGAGAACAGAGGGAGAGAGGCAGACGGCGAAAGAAAAAAGAAUGAGAGAGAGAGAGAGAGAGAUACACAGACAGAAAGCGACAGACGGCGAAAAACAGAUAAAGAGAGAGAGAGAAAAAACACGGAAAGAAAGACAGAAACAGACAGUGAGAGAGAGAGAGACAGACAAAGAAAGACAAGUAUUCCCCAACCAUGACCAUGAGCGUCUGAUCUGCGUCCGCGUGUCCGAUCUUCAGCGUGUCCGAGCGCCCGCGGCGGCUCGGCGACACACCGAGAAAAUCUGCACACAACCAGAGAGUGACUUCAGUCUCCCAGCAGCGAGACGUCCAUCAGAAACACAGUCCUGGAUGUCCAGCGUGACGCGUCCCAUCACCGUCUCCACCACUUCACCACCCGCUCCUCUCCUCCACCCGCUCCUCUCGGCUCAGCGCUCCUCUCCUCCACACUCGUGUUUAUAUUUUAUCAUACUAUUAUUUAUCAUCCUUUAUCGGAAAAUCCGAAGACGUGUCCGUCACCGUGCUGGAUCUCUCUGGACGCCAUUUUAGGACAGUGGACCAAAACAACGACAACCAAAAAAAAAAACCUCCCGAGAAACUGAAACGAAAGAAAUCGACGCGUAACGUUCCCGCAGAGCGGUUUCAGCACGCCGCAUAGACGUCCAAAUAACCCGGAUCAUUUCCACACGGGACGCUCGGAGAACUUUCUGGAAACACGCUCCCUGUAAUCCUUCUUCAAACUUUACGUCUUUCUGCAUUUUAGAUUUUUAUAGUAAUUAUUCUCGACUUUUAUAGAGCUUUCCUAUUCGGCAUGCGAUCGGCUCGGCUCGGGUAUUUAUUUCGCAGACGGCGUCUCGGCGCGUCUCGCCACGAAGGUUAGGCAUCGACGUUUUUACAAUUUUGACUAUUUUUCCCCCUGACGCUCGCUUUUCUAACGAGUUCUUUAUCGCACACGUCGGACUAGAGUCGCCCUUCGUUAGGUCUCGUCUCGGAUCCGUCGGAUUAUUGUUUUCUCUCCGUGUUCAGGAUAUAAUCUGACACGACUCGCCGUGCGCUCCUAACUCGGGAACAAAGCAGCUGUGCUUUUUUUUUUCCUUCUUCUUCUUCUUCUUUAUAUAUAUUCAGACUGUCAACUUCCCCCCCCCACUUUAACCCUUUCCUGCCACAAAACCAGGAAAAACCCCUACAGUCUGAACACCACGGAAAGCCGUCGUUCUAUCAUUUUCACUAGUGAGGUUAUUUUUUUUUACUUGUAAAAAUCCCAGGUGCAUUUCCACAUCACAUUUGAACAGAUGUCUCAAAUCAAAUUGUUUACUAGCCAACGCUCAAGACGUGCGGCGUUUUCGAAAUACCGCUGUAGAUAUCCAACCGAUUUCCCAACAGUGAAGACUGGAUUCACGUCAGAUCUGUUCCGUACAACGUAAAAUUCCUCCUGGUGAAAUGACCUGAAAUAACAUAUUAAAUCCAAGUUCUUUAUUAGAAAAAGUUCAAUUAUGAACUACUAUUAAAAGCUGAAACGGCUUUCCGUAACCAGGGAAAAUUUCUAUAAUAUAGUUUAAUUUAUCUGUGGUUUCCUCUCGUAAGGAAUUAUUAUUAUUAUUAUUAUUAUUAUUAUUAUUAUUAAAUAAUUCUAGACAUUUUUACUCAUUUCAAGUUUGUCUUGUUCUACUGGAGAACCGAUCGUUUUUCUAAUUCUGAGCAUGAAGUAUUUUUUUUUUAAACAGGUUGAUAUAUCAUUAUAUCUCAUUUAUAAUAAUCUCCUAGUAAGGAACAUUCGAGAAGUCGGCGCGUAUUCGAGACGUUUCCCCUGAAGACAUCGUCGUCGGUUUUUUUUUUCCGCCAUCGGUCGUGAAAGGUUUUCAACCGAGUUUUCUAAAUCUGUAACUAUAAACACCUUUAAAAGAAAUUCCUAAAACACAAGAACGUUUAAAAAUCGUACGGAUUCUCCGUUCACGUCCGAACGACGCGUACACGCGACGAGCGUCGUCUAAUACCGUUUAAUAUCCUGUAACGGGAAGCUCAUUAGCGUGACGAUAUUCACGCAAAUAAUAACAACGCGGACGUUUUCUGUUUGUUUUUUUUUACGUAAGGAAUAAAACACUCCGGUCGUGCUGGUCGAGGAAAACAAUCGACAGUACGGAGUCACGAGCCGACACGGAGCGUUUAAUUCCUCGUACGCCACGGCGAUUACGAUUAUUUAUUCGUUAAAGCGCGACACGAUGGUUUUUAUCCAUUUAUAGACGUAUUUAAUGAUGCGGGACGUCGAGAAACAAGUUCUCAAGUCGCGUCGUAUCUCAGGCUCCUCACCAGCCUGUGUUUUUAAAAAAGAUUAAAAAAUACAAGCAAAAACAGAAUAAAAAAAAAGCGUAAACUCCACUGACCUGAAAACAUUACAGCUUUACCGCCGACACUGGAGACGCCUUCCGAAAAUUGUUCGAUAAACCCUUACUCCUUACAGAAAACCGUCACGAACGCCAUCAAUGAUCAUCACACGUUUAUUCUUAAAGUUGUUGCUAUAGAAACGAGCGCAUUAACAUAAAUUUGCGUUACUGUCAGAGCUGGGGGUUUAAAGUUAGUUUUUUUCCCUCAUUAUUCUCUUCUCAGGAGAACAAACGUUUGUUCACGCCCCCGCCCCGCCCCCUACUGCCCCGCCCCCUACUGCCGAACUGAUCUCACCGCUUUUUCCUGCUCACGUUGUUUAAAAAGAACACCAGGCAGGCGAUGGCACGUUUAAAUCAGAGCUAUUUUGAUAACUUUGUUAAAAAGUCUUUUCUGAAACCCUUCUGUUUUACUGCGGAACGUCUCGGAUCUCCACUCUGGACACUCUCUCUCUCUCACACACACACACACACACACUCUCACGCGCGUGUACGUUUUGCUGUAUAAUAUUUUUCUGCUCUAAUGUUUAUUGUUUACAUUGUUCCUCAGAAAGCAAAGCUCUGCAGAAAUGACUGAUUAAAUUAUUUUACUGUCCAUGAAACUGAUAACGAAUGCAAAACUCCUUUCUGCCUCUUCUCAAAAUAAAGGUGUAUAAACAGA